Molecule: messenger RNA, 2152 nt
Organism: Phalaenopsis equestris
Lineage: Eukaryota; Viridiplantae; Streptophyta; Magnoliopsida; Asparagales; Orchidaceae
Product: pentatricopeptide repeat-containing protein At3g46790, chloroplastic
Exons: 1
Coding region: 25-2040 (671 amino acids)
Biological process (GO): RNA modification
Molecular function (GO): RNA binding; protein binding; zinc ion binding
Source: RefSeq, a predicted model, not a curated record
AUUCAUGCUUCUUCCACCCUUUCAAUGGGGACCUCUUACACACACUCACGCCUCCAAGCUCCCCGUUUCUUCCCCAAGCCUCCCAACCCGCAACUCCCCUCCUCUUCCCCACCCCAUAACCUCUCUCUACGAUCAAUCUUUUGCUCGCAUUCCUCGUUCCAAGCCUCCACCAAACCUUCUCCCAUUCCCACAACCAACAACUACAACCACUUAAUCCAAUCUCUCUGCAAACAGGGCAACCUCCGUCAAGCUCUCAAGCUCCUCCGCCAUGAGCCCCACCCCUCGCAGCGCACAUACGAGUUCCUCAUUCUCGCAUGCACCCGUCAAAAUUCCAACUUUUAUGCUCCCUUCAUCGACCGCCGCCUCGCGGUCGACGGGCUCUACCGUGACUCCUUCCUGUCCACGAAGCUCAUCGAUAUGUACUCCCAUUUCAACUCCCUCGACGAAGCUCGCAACGUGUUCAGUAAAACUUCUGACAAGACCAUUUUCGUUUGGAACUCUCUGUUGAAGUCUCUUGUCAUGGCGGAAGAGGGCGAUGAGGCACUCUCCUUGCUGAGAGAGAUGGGCCGCAAUGCAGUUGAGUUUGAUAGCUUUUCAUACUCGUACGGGCUCAAGGCAUGCCUCACUUCCUCGUUUAAUUUGUCCCUCGUACUUUUUAAUGUGCGGCAGAUCCAUGGUCAUGUGAUUCGUCAUGGUUUCGAAUCCAGGGUACAUGUAGCGACGACACUUGUUGAUUCAUACGCAAAGAUUGGGAAGGUUAAGUACGCUCAGAAGGUGUUUGACAAAAUGCCUCACAAGAACGUGGUUUCCUGGAGCGCCAUGAUUGCUUGUUUUGCUAAGAACGGGAGGCAUUUUGAUGCUUUGGCGAUCUUUAGGGAGAUGAUGAUGACGAGAAACCCUGAAGUUGCUCCUAAUUCUGUAACAAUGGUCAGUGUUCUCCAAGCUUGUGCCGCGCUGGCUGCUCUGAGUCAGGGAAAACUGGUGCAUGGCUAUGUUCUAAGGCGAGGGCUCGAUACCACCGUAUCUAUGUCGAAUGCUUUGAUUGCGCUGUACAUAAAGUGCGGAAGUUUGGAUUUUGGCCGCCGGGUCUUCGACACAAUGAUCAUUCCCAAAAAUGUUGUUUCAUGGAACUCCAUGAUUGCAGGUUAUGGAGUUCAUGGUUUAGGAAAAGAAGCAAUUUUGGCUUUUGGAGAGAUGAUCAGAGUGGGGAUUUCUCCAAGCCCUGUCACAUUUGUGAGCGUCCUGGGUGCUUGUAGCCAUGGCGCUCUUAUAGAAGAAGGCAUGAGAUUGUUCAACUCAAUGGAGAAGGAACAUAGUCUGAAGCCUCAAUCUGAGCACUAUGCAUGCAUGGUGGAUCUUCUCGGCCGUGCCGGUCGAUUAGAUGAAGCAGCAAAGAUCAUAGAGAAGAUGGAGAUGGAGCCUGGCCCAACUGUAUGGGGCUCCCUUCUCGGAGCAUGCAGGAUACAUGGAAACACAGAGCUUGCAGAGAAAGCUUGCUCUCAUCUAUUUGAGCUGGAGCCCUGGAAUGCUGGCAACUACAUACUUCUAGCUGAUAUUUAUGCGGAAGCUAAGUUGUGGGAGGAAGUUAACAGAGUGAAGAAGCUCUUAGACCAAAGGGGGCUGCAGACUUUGCAAGGUUGCAGCUGGAUUGAGGUUAAGAAGAAGCUUUAUUCAUUUGUUUCUGUUGAUGAACUGAAUCCACAGAUCGAGCAGGCUCGCGGCUUCUUGACUCAUUUGGUGAAGGAGGCGAAGGAGAUGGGUUAUGUUCCGAGCACCAAAGUUGUUCUCUGUAAUCUUGAGCAGGAGGAGAAGGAGAAGAUUGUGUUGGGUCACAGUGAGAAGCUGGCGCUGGCUUUUGGACUCAUCAAUGGCGGUCAAGGGGAGGUUCUUAGGAUCACGAAGAACCUCAGGUUGUGUGAGGACUGCCAUUCAUUAACGAAGUUUGUUUCCAAGAUUACGAAUAGAGAGAUUGUUGUAAGAGAUGUGAAUCGUUUCCAUCGCUUCAGAAAUGGCUUGUGUUCAUGCAUGGAUUAUUGGUGAACUUUAUGUUUGAAAUUUUGUUCAUCUGUGAGAGUUUGCAGAGAGAUUGCUAAGAAUCUGAUUGUGGUUAAUUAGGUACAGAUCACUCGAAAUGUUAAUAUUUAGAAUCUAA